Molecule: messenger RNA, 4572 nt
Organism: Orussus abietinus
Lineage: Eukaryota; Metazoa; Arthropoda; Insecta; Hymenoptera; Orussidae
Gene: Vps8
Product: vacuolar protein sorting-associated protein 8 homolog
Exons: 15
Coding region: 21-3917 (1298 amino acids)
Biological process (GO): protein targeting to vacuole; endosomal vesicle fusion
Cellular component (GO): late endosome; HOPS complex
Molecular function (GO): protein binding
Source: RefSeq, a predicted model, not a curated record
UUACCGAUGUCAGCUGUGGAAUGACAGAUGAAACAAAGAUGGCCGAAAAUGGGUUGGGAUCGGAUGGCGGAUCUGAAGUAUUCUUUGGUAGCGAGGCAAUUAAUUUGGAUAUCGAGGAGCUUGAUGAUGCAGAAUACGCAAUACCAGCUGUGGAGGAAUUACCUUCCUUGGAGAGUAUUUUAACCGAGCCAGAUUGUGGAUCGCUGUCUGGUACCGACGAUGAUCUCGGUGCGGUUUCUUUGGAGAAAUUAGGAGGUAGCGAAACGGCGAGUGUUGGAAGUCUCCUGUCCCUCAAUUCAUUGAGCAAACCAUUAAGGCCCCUUCAACCUCCCUCGUCAGGUGCCAUCUUGAGGCACAUCAUUCUCAAAGGCAUAUCCGCCCAAAUCGUUUCCGCUAGUGAAAGAGUUAAUGCCGGGCUAGCGAGUGCAGUCACUGCAGGAGGAAACAUGCUGGUGAUAGGCACUAGUCAUGGACUGGUCUUGGGUUUUGAUUCAACACAGACCCUGCGAUGGUGCGAUCAGGAAGCAAGACAUCAAGGUUCAGUUUCUGCACUGUGCUUCAAUCAUGAUGGCACGAGAUUAUUGGCUGGCUUUGCCAGGGGCCAUAUUCUCAUGAUCGACAGCUCGAAUGGUAAAGUGCUGAGGACUCUUACAGAGGUGCAUCCACCUGGAACAGCUGUGCUACACGUCAAAUUCACAGAUUCACCAAAGCUGGCUCUUUGCAGUGAUAGCGGUGGCUCCGUUUUUGAACUGAAUUUUACAAGAGUCAUGGGUGUUAGGGGGUGCGAAAGCAAGUGUCUCUUCAGUGGAUCCAGAGGUGAAGUCUGUACUUUGGAACCACUGUUGUUAAAUGACCUACCGACACACCCCUUGAAGAACUACACACUAGUUGCCAUGGCCACCUUGUCUAAGGUCAUAGUUGUUUGUAUAAGAGCACGAACGCGCGUAUUAUUGACUCAUGGAUUGAAUAGGUCUUCGACUGCUCCACCUCAAGUUUCUUGGCAGCUAGUUGUCAUUCAAGCUGCCGAUGCCUCUAGAGUAAUCGAUCCCGUUUUGGCCCUUGCGAGAGACGACGUUAUUCAUUUUUAUCAAGUCUGUUCGGAAGCUGGAUCUAGGGUACGUCUUUCACCUCUACGCAGAGUCACUUUGACGUACACAAUCAGCAAUCUACGAUGGCUGAACGCAAGGUCUUUGGCAAUUCUGGACACUCAAGAGAGAUUACACUUGCUGGAUGUUAGGACCCAAGAUAAUUUAGAAACAUUAGACAUGAGUCGAGUCGGAAUUUCAUACGCGUCUAGCCACUUUAAAGGACUAUCCACCGGUGGCAAUGUUUCGAAGGCAAUGGCGCUCGCCGGCGAACGGGCCUGCUACAAUACAGUAGUAACGUACGAAAAUCAACUUCUUCUGCUAGGUACCAAAAGUCUACACGCGGUGUGCAUCAGAACAUGGACCGAAAGGCUGCGACACAUGACUCUUCAGAGACGCUUCCCCGAAGCUUUGGCGUUAGGAUUGUCCUUCUACCAAGACAAGGGAAAGGCGGUCGUCGGCCUGCGCGGAUCUAAGCAGCGUAGAAAACAAAUAGCUCGCGACAAAGUGUGCCAGGUCUUGGUAGAGUACAUGGACGAGCUGCGGCACUGUUCCAGCGACAACAACGUCGAGAACGAGGUGGUGUCCACCUGCGUGGACUAUUGCGUCCAGUUGGAGAACACGGAGCUGCUCUUUGGAAGGCUUUGGGACUUGGUCUCGGAUUCCGAAGGGCUCAGGGCGAACUAUUUACGAGCCCUGGAAGCGCCGUUGCUCGACGGAAGUCUGCCUCCCCGUUUGCCUCCAUUAAUCGCCCAACACUUGGUGAUCCUCUACGAGCAAGAGGAAAGACUGGAUCCCCUGCAGUCUAUCGUGGUCCUGUUGAACGUCGACUGUUUAGACAUUCAUCAGGUGACAACGGUGUGUCGUCAGCGAGGGCUAUGGGAAGCGCUGAUACACCUCCAGACCACCGCCCUGGGCGACUUCGCCGCCCCGAUUCAUCAGCUGAUGCCGGUGCUGCGGAGCUCCUUGAACAGUGUCCAGGACGCUUUCCCUCGAGACUGCAUCAGACUGGGAAACGCGCUUCUGGUGUACGCGAGUUGCUGCCUAACGGGGCGGCAGUUUCCCAGAGGAGAGCUGCCGGAAGGGUCUCAUCAGCGUGCAAAAUCCGACGUCCUUCGAGCCCUCCUUUCUCAGCACUCCAGCUUAAGCGCCGACAACGAGAGGCAGUACCCUUACAUCAGGACUCUGUUAAGGUUCGACGCUCGCGGCUUCCUCGACGUAAUUGCCAUCGCCUUCCAAGAGCCGGAGUUCACCUCCGAGAUGGGUAUGAGGCAACGCCAGCGACUGGUCGACAUCUUGUUGACCAUCGUCAUGCCCGCCAUGCCUCCCAGUCCCACGAAUUCCGAAAAUCUAACGAUCGAACAGCGAUCGGCCGUGUUGAUCUUCGUCGCCGGCGAGGUCGCCGAGAGCACCGUGAGCCUUGAGGCCGCUGUCCUCAACAGGGUCAUCGACGUUCUCUGCAACGAUUACAAAAGCGAGCGGGAAAAUGCCGUGCUUCUGUUACUGCACUCCAAGAAGCUGCACAGCGUGUCGGACAACACGUUGCUCAAUUUAGCGCAGCGUGCCAAUUUCCUGCGAGUGGCAGAGUACCUGCAUAACGCCAGAGAAGACUGGACAUCGGUGUGCCGAUGCCUGAUAGCGGACCCCUCGAGGCACCUCGAGGUCUGGCCAUGGUUGGAGAGACUCCCCACGAUAUCUUUUCAGACUGUCAUGAUGGAGCACUGUGUCGACCUAGUUGCCAUAGACUCCUGCCAAUUGGCAACCCUAGUCGCGUCACGUAUGCCAAAUAAAAUGCGAAACGUCCUGGAAAGACUGGAAAGCGAUUCCAGACUGGAGCACGCGUUUCUGGCCGCUCUGUACCACAUGGUUCGCUACAAGGAGGACGAUGUCAAGCUGGAGUUGCCGACGGACCUCUUGGAGCGAUACCUUAUGUUGAUGUGUCGAUACGAACCGGAAAAUGUAGUCGGUCACUUGCACGGUCCCCACGGCUGCCGAUUAGACGAGGCUCUGAGGAUAGUGCAAGAAUCCAAGUGCGAAGAUGCCGAGGCGGCAAUGCUCGAGAAACUCGGUAACUACCAGGAAGCCUUCGAUUUAUUGCUAAAAAGACUCCGAAACUGCUUUGAAAUGUGUUGCCAAGGAGCGACGUCGGAGGAAGAAGCCAUUCGUGGAACGAUGCAACUGGCAAGUCUGUGUAGAAGAUCAGCCGGGGCGCUGGACUGGAUGCCGCUCGUAGAGGCGGUCCUUCGUCCUUCGGCGGAUAACGAUAACCAGAAAGUCGAGAAGCUGAGAGGAAGAUUGCUGAGGAUAGUUUUGGAAGCUCUGGGUGGAACCACCGCUCUCUCGACCGUUUUGGAGCAGAUCUUGAAGCACCCCUUGGCAACCAGCGGUACAAUCGGGGAUAUAAGGCAGUUGCUUGCAGGAGUGCUCACGCAUUCCCAUUAUGAACAGACCUUGGUAGAGACGACGUCGAGACUGGUGAGCUUGGAGCUACACGAAGCCUUGAAGAAGUCGCUGAGGGAGGCUGGAAGAGGCACCUCCACCGUGUCCCUGAUCUGUCCUAUCUGUCGACAAUUGCUGUCCCAGUGCACGGACUAUACGGUGAUAUUUGGCUGCGGUCAUGGUUAUCACGUGGAAUGUCUCAGCGAGCCGAAACUCUGCUACAAAUGCUUGAACACGAAAGGCUGGGCACCGCCUGCAACAAACUCCAUUCCCGCGAAUUGUAGGCCACCGGAAAAGAAACCGACAUUUCCCCGUUCCGUCUUACGCAAUAAGGAUCUGUCCUUACGCCUCGCUCCGCCCACAGCCUUACCGGACCUGGAGGGUAUACUUUAAUCUAGUCCACGGAUAUUCUCUGACAUUCAAGAGGAUAUCUACAAGUGCGUACAUGUAGGACCUUCUCGGGACUAGGAAACGACAUAAGGUGUUUCUAAAAUCGAAAUCACGUCCCCAGCAUUUCAUUCCCUGGCGAACCAAGUCGCUCCGAUCGGCGGAUUUAUAAUUCUUCCGGUGUGUUCCCUGUUGCUCGAGGAGGCGACAGGAUUUUCCACAAAAUAAUUACCGCGGGAUGUUUCCUCCUCGGGCUGGCGACCCGAAAAGACACGCUACGCAUUUUAUUCAUUUCGCAUUUGCCGUACGGUUCGUGUCAGCGAUAGCCCGUCUUAUCGAGGGUUUUAUCUGGCAUGGGUAUACCGCGAAAAAUUUAACUACACCCUUUCCAGAACCUUAUAGAUUUUUAGGAUUUUCGCUCUAUCUCCUCACUAUGUGGCAAUUAGGUAAGAUCGACGUUCUCUACCGUUAAGUAGAGUUCCACGCAUUUGUACAUUGUAAAUUAUUGUGGUUAAAUGUAAGUUACGUACGUACCGCAUCCACAUUGGACGGUCCUUCUUUCGACUGUAGGAAGAGCGUUGUUCCGAGCUCCGUCAAUCGAUGUAACGGCGAAAACCAAACCGCCUACAGGAAAAUAAAAGAUACUAUUAUUUCUCCGUUA